Molecule: messenger RNA, 1473 nt
Organism: Aspergillus terreus NIH2624
Lineage: Eukaryota; Fungi; Ascomycota; Eurotiomycetes; Eurotiales; Aspergillaceae
Product: aldehyde dehydrogenase
Exons: 4
Coding region: 1-1473 (490 amino acids)
Molecular function (GO): succinate-semialdehyde dehydrogenase (NAD+) activity
Source: RefSeq, a predicted model, not a curated record
AUGACCACCCGAUCAGAUACCAACGCCCCCCCUCGCCCCGAGGUCAUUCCCCUCAUCAUCAACGGCAAAGAAGAAGUCCCUGGCGAGACCUUCGACGUCAUCAGUCCCUAUACCAACGAGCGCUGCUGGGCCACUGCCGCCGCGACUCCCCAGGAUGCCAUCCGCGCCGUCGAGGCCGCCGACGCCGCAUUCCCCGCGUGGUCGCAGACCAAACCCACCGUCCGUCGUGACAUCCUCCUGAAGGCCGCCGACAUCCUGGAGAGCCGUCUGGAGCAGAAUGCCGAAUACAUGCGCACCGAGAUGGGCGCCGACGUCGGCGCCUCGCAGUUCUUCAUCGUCCCGCUGGGCAUCCGCAUGCUGCGCGACAUUGCUGGCCGCAUCACCUCCAUCUGCGGCAGUGUUCCCGUCGUGGAGGAAGAAGGCCAGAGCGCGAUGAUCUACAAGGAGCCGAUGGGCGUGAUUCUGGGGCUGGUGCCGUGGAACGCCCCCUACGUCUUCGGCGUCCGCUCCGCCGCCUGCGCCCUCGCCGCCGGUAACACCACCAUCCUCAAGUCCUCCGAACUCUCCCCCUGCUCGUACUGGGCGCUCGCUCGUGCCUUUGAAGACGCCGGCCUGCCCGCCGGCUGUCUCAAUCUCAUCUCCUGCCGUCCGCAGGACGCCGCCGAGGUCGUCAACGCUAUGAUCGAGCACGACGCCGUGCGCAAGGUCAACUUCACCGGAAGCACGGCCGUCGGCCGCAAGAUCGCGCGCGCCUGUGGUCAGAACCUCAAGCCCUGUCUCAUGGAGCUGGGCGGGAAGAACAGCUCGAUUGUGUGUGCGGACGCCAACAUCGACACGGCGGUCAAGGCCGUCGUCGCGGGUGCCUAUCUGAACUCCGGCCAGAUCUGCAUGGCCACCGACCGCAUCCUGGUGCACGCUGACAUCGCCCCCCGGUUCAUGGAGGCGCUCAAGACCGCCCUCCGCGCGAAUGCGGAGGCGGCUCCCGCACCUCCGACGCUGGUCAGUGCGGCGUCGAAAACGCGCGUCGAGAGUAUUAUUUCUGAUGCUCUUGCGUCGGGCGCGCAUGUUAUCCACGGACCGGUGGGUGAUGAUGCGGCGGUGAAGGGCCAGACCGGAGUGCGGAUGGCGCCGGUGCUGCUCGGGGGCAUCAAGGAGGAUAUGAAGGUGUGGCAGGAGGAGGCGUUUGCGUCGCUGGCGGCGUGCAUGGUGGUGAGUAGCGACGAGGAGGCGAUCCGGAUCGCGAAUAGCAGUGGGUAUGGGUUGUCAGCGGCGGUGUUUACGGAAGAUCUGCGGAAGGGGCUGGCGAUGGCCAAGAAGAUUCAAUCUGGGGCCGUCCACAUCAAUAGCAUGACGAUCCACGACGAGCCAGUGCUGCCGCACGGUGGAGUGAAGAACAGCGGUUGGGGUCGGUUCAACGCGUCGCAGGGGCUGGAGGAGUUCCUGGUGACGAAGAGUGUGACUUGGAUGGAUUGA